CCCAUCUCUCUCCCUCUCUCUUUCUCUCUUACACCCCUUGACUUACCGGGCAUCCCAUGAUUAGCAGGUAGGUCGCGUCACCUGCUAGUCCAGCUGAGCACUAUCUGUGCUUUACGAUUGCCCUUCGUGACCGACCUCUGGAGUUCUUAGUAAUCGCGACCAUUUAACUAACAUUAAUGCUUCACGCAUCUCCGGGUAAGUCCGAAGCACGAAAAGCGCUCGUCAAUUAAUCUUGAUGAAUGGAGCUUCUACGGGUUUCCUACUACGCCGGCGCCUCGACCUUUCAGCCUUUUGUACAUAGUUUCUUGGGUUAAUCUUCUCUCCAUGGAUACCUUCCCUAUGACCAGAAGUUUGGGACUCCCUGGCGUCGCAAGACGGACACUUGGCAUCGUUUUGCUUUUGAUUGUAGUUGUCCUGUGGACGGCUUCAAAUUUCCUGGCCAGUACGAUAUUCGCCGAUGACACGUACUCCAAGCCUUUCUUUGUGACUUAUAUUAACACCUCGUUCUUUAUACUACCUCUCUUUACUAUAAUCUUCGGCAGGAUUUGGAGAUUAUGGCGCUCGGGAAAGCUAUCUCAAAUACACUCGUUUCAAAGCUUCCUGCGACACAUCGAUUCACAUGAUCCGGACGCUGGGAUAUCUGGGCAGGACAAUGCAUACCAGUCAGGAGACCCUGAAACGUGGAAUACGACCACGUUAGAUGCGGGAGGGAAGGAAGAGGAGCCUCUCAAGCUGGGCUUGAGGGCUACCGCAAAGCUAAGCCUUCAGUUUUGCAUGUUAUGGUUCCUUGCCAAUUACUUCGCUAUGGCUUGUCUGCAAUAUACGACCGUGGGCAGUACCACUAUUCUGACUUCUACUAGCGGUGUUUGGACACUGAUCUUCGGCGCACUCAUUGGGGUUGAAAAGUUCACCGUCCGCAAACUUGCCGGUGUCGUCGCCUCGUUAGUGGGAAUCAUUCUGAUAUCUCGCGUGGAUUUAUCUGCGUCAGAUGCCCCUCCUGCAGAAGACGGCAGCGGCAGCAGGUUUCCGAACAAAAGCUCUGCCGAGAUCGCGCUUGGCGAUGCUAUGGCAGGAUUUAGUGCAGUCAUGUACGGAGUGUACACGAUCGUUCUAAAAAAGCAGGUCGGAGAUGAGUCCCGGGUUAACAUGACGUUAUUCUUUGGUCUUGUCGGACUCAUCAAUAUGUUUCUCCUUUGGCCCGGUUUCAUUAUUAUGCAUUUCACCGGUCUCGAGCAAUUUGCAUUGCCCGAUACAGGCAAGAUUUGGGCUAUCAUCUUGGUUAACUCCCUCUCCUCGCUUUUGUCGGACAUCUGUUGGGCCUACGCCAUGCUCUUGACGACUCCUCUCGUCGUCACCGUCGGUCUCUCACUAACCAUCCCGCUCUCUCUGGUAGGCCAGAUCUUCCUUCAGGGCGUAACUUCGAGUGCGUUGUAUUGGGCUGGUGCUGCGAUCGUCUUCCUGUCGUUCUUGGUUGUGAACCAUGAAAGUCAGGAAAAAAGUAGCGAAGACACAUUAGCGGGAGGCUAUGACGCUAUUCCCGGAGAAGAGACAGAGAGGUGAUAGAUGUGAUCACCGAGUGUGUAAUUAGAUUAGAAUUAGCCUAUAUCAAUAGGAGUCUAACCCACUUAUUUAUACAAUGUACGACUA
This is a messenger RNA of Aspergillus alliaceus, 1647 nucleotides long. Its product is annotated as DMT family transporter. The coding region runs from base 325 to 1560 and encodes 411 amino acids. Gene Ontology annotation, biological process: regulation of peptide transport. Lineage: Eukaryota; Fungi; Ascomycota; Eurotiomycetes; Eurotiales; Aspergillaceae. The transcript is spliced from 6 exons. The record is from RefSeq and is a predicted model, not a curated record. Gene Ontology annotation, cellular component: membrane.